This is a messenger RNA of Paramuricea clavata, 3336 nucleotides long. NCBI's taxonomy places the organism in Eukaryota, Metazoa, Cnidaria, Anthozoa, Malacalcyonacea, Plexauridae. The record is from the annotation of a GenBank genome assembly.
AUGGGAAUAAAAAAUUUACUUCCUUUGUUGAAAGAUGUGUCUAAAAAGAAACAUCUCAAAGAUUUUCACGGUGAAACAGCUGCUAUUGACGCGUCUUGUUGGCUGCACAAAGCGCUUUCAGUGAGCUACAAUCACUACGGCGAUGAUAGCAGGUAAACAAUGUCAAUUUUUAUAAAUAUAGUGUGUUUCUUCAUAGUUAAAGGUUUAUUUAAAGCAGUAAAGAGUUUAUGAACUUUCUGCUUUAUUAUCACAUCACAGUUGUUUCAAGAAUGUUUAUUUGGGCUUUUAUUUGACAGAACUAUUGAUAUUUGCACAAGAUAUUUGGAUGUUUUUUUGGUAAACGGCGUCAAACCCUUUGUUGUAUUUGAUGGCAUGUUCUUGCCUGGUAAAGAACAAGAACGAAACAAUCGGAAACGGUAAGCUAGCGCCACGAUUGUAUACCCACUUGUAAACUUAGUUUCAAAGGUCUACCAUAUUUUUGGCCUUUGAAACUUGUUCCUACUCACUUUUUCUCAUUUUGGUCGGUUUGAGUAUUUUAAUUUACUUUCCAAGGACAAGGGAAGAAAGCAGAGCAAAGGCUUUACAGCUGCAGAAUGAAGGAUCUGUUAGAGAAUCCUGGAAGAUGUUAUCACAGGCAGCGAGUAUUGAGUACAAGCAUGUAAAAGAUUUCAUUUGGGUAAAUGUUGUUUUUGUAGUACGGACCUAUUUAUAUAUUUUGUGAUGAUUCUAUAAACACUGUUAUUACUGUAUACAGUAGGUAUGUGAUUGUUUUUUAAAAUUGAGUCCUUCUAAAACUUGCAGGUUUGCAUAGAAAAGAAAGUACAGUACAUUGUUGCAGCAUAUGAGUCAGAUGCUCAGAUUGCCUUCAUGUUACAACAUGGUCAUGCCGGAUUUGCAGUAACUGAAGACUCUGAUUUGCUUGCCUAUGGUUGUAAGAGAGUAUGUAUUUCAUUAACAAGAGAGAUUAUUUGUUGAUUUGGAUGCAAUGCUUGAACCCCAUGGCAAAUAGAAUUAUGAUCAGGCAUAUUAAUAUUUCAGGGCACAGUGGGGGAGCAUUAUUUGUUGUUUAGUAAUUAUAUAUAUAUAAAUGGGUUUUAUACAUGAGGAGGCAUAGGUUAAGGGGCCAAUAGGACCCAGAGAGCAAAACUGAGACUUUUGUGGUUUUAUGUCCUAUAGGACAUAUAAAAGUAAUAGAUAAAUUUUACACAUCAUGGUCAAAGCCCCACCCUGAAACCUCACCCAGACCAUAUUGAUUCUGGGAAAUUACGUUAUUUCUCAGAAUUGAUUAAAUACUUUAUAGGUCCCUUUUCCUGUGCCUCCUCACAUAUAUUAAUUUUUGGCUUGAGUGUAGCUACUGUACCAUUGCACACAGGUUUGUUAAUUUCUGUAGAACUACUGUAUCGGCAUGGACAGUAAUAGAUGUUGAAUAGAAUAUUCUUAAUGUGCAAAAAACUUGUCAAAAAUACUUUGAUGAAUUUGUCAGAGGUUAUCUGGUUGUAACAAUAAUCAUGUCAAGUGGUGCUGCUGCUGAUCAAGCUUAACCAUUAAGCGGAACUGUGUCCCAGUGUACCCCGUCUUUUCACCCUACCUUUAGCCAAACCAUUUUACUCAUCAAGGCAUCUUAAUUGGCUUGCAUCUUAAUUUUGUUUACAUGUCAGGUUUUUUACAAGAUACAUCUCGAUGGUCAAGGAGAAGAAAUAGUAUUAGAAGAUGUUCUACAGGCAUUUGACAUAUCUCAAGACAACUUCCUGAACUGGUGCAUUUUAGCUGGUUGCGACUACCUUCCAAAUUUGAAUGGAAUUGGCAUAAAGAAGGCAAAGCAAAUAAUUGAUUCCAAAGAUGACUUCUUAUCAGUUGUGGAGGUAUUGGAUAUAGCACCUCCAGACUAUAGGAGAAAGUUUAAUGAAGCAAAAAUGAUAUUUGUGCAUCAGACGGUGAUUGAUCCUGUAAGUAAAAAGUCGGUUGCCUUAUUUGAAUGGGAGGAUACUGUUGAAAAAGAAAAUAACCAGAGUCAAUGUGGAAAGUAUCCUAUUACUAAAGUUAAUAAAAUAUAAUACAUAAAAUAUGAUACUUUACCUUAUUACCUUGACAUUGUUACAAGUCAGUUAACAGCAGAGUUAAGUUAUGCACUGGCGAUUGGAAAUGUUGAUCCAGCAAGUCCGGAUGUCAUAAAUGCAAUCUUUCCAGCAGCAUCGCAGGUAAGCUUAACAGAUAACAACUUCUAGCAACAGUCAAAUUAUUUAAUUUUAUUUUGUUAACUUUUGAUUGAAUAAUGUAAUCUGUCAUUCCUGUCAAGUAAUCAUCAAAUUGAUUGUUUUAUGUAAGAUGCAUGUCAUAUGACCAGGAAGUGUCAUAACUUCCUCUGUGCUUGAUUGUCACACCCUAGAAUACCAAAAGUAUCAAUUUUUUGUUUUGACAAGUUACUACUCCAUAGGGUCUCCUGUAACCUCUACCUGUUAGUUAAGGAACUUUUGUGCCCAUUAGGCCCAGUGAUGACAACGUUUUGGAAAGUUUUAAAAUUGUUGUAGAUGAUUUAGCCAUAUGUUUGUGUAUAUGUAUAUUGUUACAGCAAAGGCCAUUUUAAAAAAAAUGUUUUUUAUAAAUGUAUUAUAGGCAGAGAACCCACUGCAUAUCAACAUAACAAGAUGUGAUGAAGAAAUUUUCAGUUGGAAAAUACCUUGUUUUCCUGUUAUGUCUGUUUCACUACAAAAAGUCAAAUUUGAAUAUGUUAACCAUCAAGGGAUGUCCUACAAUGGAGUUGUGUCUGCAGAUAAAAUGGUUGACACUGGUUUUUGCAUUUGUACAUCAUCAUGUGAAAUAACCAUCAAUGGCAAAGCAUUCAAAGUGUUAUGGACAUUUGAAGGAACUGUCUCAUCAGAUCUGGGAACUGAACAAGAAGCAAGAGAGCAAAAACAUGAGAUAUUUGAAGAAACACCUCAUACCCUGCCAUUCAAGGUCAUGGGGACAUGCUACGCGACCGAAAGACAAGAUGCUUUAGAGAAAGCAUAUGAAAUGCUUUAUGAUUUUAACAGGCCAGUAUUCGUUCGACUGUGCCCUGAACCAGAAAAUAAUGAUGAUCCAAAUGCUAUAGCUGUUCAAAUAAACUAUGAUGAAGACGAACCAUAUUAUACUGUUGGCUAUAUUGCCAGAGAAUUAACAAGAUAUUUGCACCCUGUUAUUGAACAACUUGAAGUAUCAAUCCACAACAUUAGAUUUUGUACAACCUUUCAACGAAUUGGUUUUUACAUUGCUAUUAACAUCACAAAACCCUGUUUAUGGGAUGAACACGUUGUGGCAGCUAGCAAAAAAGUUAAGUAAUGUGCAUAUACCUGUAAG